Messenger RNA from Paramecium sonneborni, 3080 nucleotides. The record is from the annotation of a GenBank genome assembly. Lineage: Eukaryota; Ciliophora; Oligohymenophorea; Peniculida; Parameciidae.
AUGAAAAAUCUCAAACCAGAAGAUAAUUAUAGUAACAGUUUAGAUAGAGAAUUAAGAGCUGAACAAAAUGAAGACUUUGAACAAUAAUAUUUAGAAUUUUGUUUAAAGGAAUCACGACCUAGUAGUAUUUUUUAGAAUGCAAUGUUUUCAUUGAGUAGAACAGAUAAAACACCAGAUAUCACAUAUACACCAAAACCAGAAAAUGAUUUUCUUUAAAAUGAUGUUAUUUCAUUAUCUGAGAUGCAGACUUAAAUUAAUAAAACAUCAAAAGAUACUGGUUCUAGUCUUAUGGCUUUUUUUUUCAUUAGAAGGUUUUUAGAGAAAGUUGGAUAAAAAAGACGAUAGUUAGAAACUCUAAAUUGGAGUAUUUUAAAUUUAAUAAGUGAUAAAGCAUCUGAAAAGUAUAAUUUUCAAUAAUUAUAGUACAAAUGUGAUGGCCUAUGCCAAGUAAUUUUAGCGUAAGGAACUUUCUUUUUUAUCAGUAUAAAGAAUAUUAACUUAAUAAAUUAUUAAAAAACGAACUCUUGAGAAAUUGAAAGAAACUCUUCACUAUAUGUAAAGGUAAGCUUUUAAAUAUUUCUUAUUGACUCUUUCUUUUAUACCAUUAAUUUAACCAGAGAGUAUAUUUAAGAUGUAUUGGGAUUUUUUUGUCACAUUUAUUAGAGGAAUACUGGUAUGUUUAGUACCUUUAGAAAUAUCUUUUAAUUCUUAAAUUUUAUUAUCUGAAGAUAGAAUUUUUUCAAUGUUGAUAUUUAUUGUUUUGUGGUUGGAUUAUUUUAUUAAUAUUAAUACAAUAACUUAUAAAUCUGGCAAAGCAUUAGUAGAUCAUUGGGAAAUUAUCAAAGCUUAAACAAAUAACUCAAUAUUAAUUGAUCAAAGUAUAACCUUUAUAUUAAUAAUUAACAUUUAUUUACCUUCAGGAAAUUAUGAUUUAAUUUUGAUUCUUCUUUUAGGUUAAUUGAAACACAUCUAUGAUACAUUUUUAAAAGUAGAUUAGAUAUCGUAUCUUACUAGACCUUUGAGAGGAAGAAUAAGUUUAGUAAAAUUUUUGGUAUCAUUAAUAUAUGUAGCUCAUUUAUUUAGUUGUAUAUGGUUUUGGUUCAGCAGUAUAGAUUAAAAUGAUUCUUGGAUAAUUACAAAAAGAUUAGGAAAUCUUAAAUGGCCAUCUCAAUAUUUAGAAGCAUUUUAUUUUGCAAUAGUAACAAUGUUAACUAUUGGUUAUGGAGAUAAUGUACCAUAAAAUUAAAUAGAAAAAAUAGUUACAAUAAUAUUUAUUCUUUGUGCAUGUUUGUGGUUCUCUUAUAGUGUAAACUUUAUUGGUGGUAUAAUUGAUGAUAUUACUCAAAAUUAAGUUGAAAGAAAUAAAAAAAUGAGGGUUAUAAAUAAAUAUAUGAGAGAAAGAGAGAUUCCAUUUGCUUUAUAAUAUUAGUAAAUGAAAUAAUUAACUAAAUAAUAGAAUUAAAGAAUACCUGACAUAUCGUUGGAAAGAAGAUGAUGAAAUAGAUUUGGAAAUGGAGUAAACAUUACUUGGAUAAUUAUCAGAUGAAUUAAAAGAAGAAUUAGAUAAAUAAGCUUAUAAAAUGUUUAUAUUGAAAUGUGAAUUUUUAUAGAAAUUUUUUAGUCUUGAAUUUCGAAAUGCUCUUUUUAAGUCAAUUAAAAGAAAGAUCAUUCAACCUUAAAAUACAUUUUCAAUUGAAUUUAAUGGAGAACAUCAUUUAUGUUAUAUAGAAUAAGGAACAUUAUUAUAUCAACAUGUAGAUGGAAAACAACGAUCUAAAAUUAAUUCUCAUAUUGAUCAUGGAAGAUUUAUAUGUGUGAAAGAAUUUCUAUUAAAUAGUUAAGAAAGAGAAUUAUUUAAAGCUGCUGGAUAUGUUAGUUUAUUGAUAUUAUCAAAGUAAGAUUUUUUAGAAACCUUAAAAGAUUUCCCUGAAGAUUUUUAAAAAUAUUGUUAAUUAAGAGAUUAAUUAACACUUAAUUUAGAUUAAGAACUUAUUAAAGAAGGAUAAUUUUGUCCUGUCUGUAAUAAAAUUGAUCAUCAAUUAAAUAAAUGUCCUUAAGUAUAAUUGAUUCCAAAUAAAGAAAUAGUAAUUAAGAGACACAACUUUCAUCAUACUUAAGAAAGAAGACAUCAUAAAAGAAGAUUUAUUGAUAAACCAAUUAUGACAAGAGCAGAAAUGCUUUUUGUUUAAGAAUGUGCUAGAAUAUUUGCUUAGGAUAAUCCUCAAUUUAUUUAAAAUUAAUAAAAGUGUUAACAUAUAGUUGAAUAAGAACUAGAACCUAAUAUAAUAUUUAUUGCAACUGAAGAAUAACCUUCUGUUAAAGUAUUUCCUGUAUCUGAAGAAUUUCUUGUUACUUCUGGUCAUCAAGCAGCUAAAAGAUGUAUUGAUUUAGAAAUCUAAUCUGAUAUUAGAAUUGAUAAACAAAAUAAACCUUAAUAAAAGUAUAAUUCAAAAAGAAUUUAUAAAGUUGGAUCUAUAUAUGAUCAUUAAUUCUUAAGAUAAAAUACAAAAAGUCCUUCUCUUCUAUCCAGUUUAAAUGAACCAUCUAUUGAAUAAAAUAAUAAUGAAGCUUUUAUUAAUAAUGAAGUUGAUGCUUUUAGAAAAUAAAUUAAAGAUUUUUAAUAAAUGCAUGCUGAAAAUAUCAAAAUAGUUUAUCAUCAAUUAUAAAAAUUUAGUGAUGAUCCUUAACUUACUAAAUAAGUAAAAGAAAUCACUUAUCUUUAUAUACAGCAAUAUAAUCAAUCUGAACCUAAUUUAGAUUUAAUAUAUAAUUAUGAUUUCUAUUUUCCAUCUCACAAUAUCACUUCAAUUAUUGAGUAAAUUAAUAAAAACAAAUAAAGCUGGCAACAAUUAAUUUUAAAUAGAUUUUAAGUUUAUAUGCUUUAUCCCUUUUAAUUUAUACUCAAAUUUAUGAAAUACAAAAGAACUAAAAAUUAUGUUUCAAUUAUAAAUAAAUUUGAAAAUAUUUAAAGGGUAAAACGUAAAAUUAUGUUUCUAAGAGCUCCGUAAAGUCAAAUUAAAAGAAAUAAAGUGUUGCCAGAAGUUUAAGUUAAAAAUAGUAAAUUGUAAAAAAAAAUAUGA